AUGCCACGGUCACUGCUGCUGCUGCUUGUGCUGUGGGCAGGGUCCCUGGCUCAGCUUCAAAGCUUUUGGCUGGAAAUUCCGAAGACCGUGACGGUGGAGGAGGGCCUGUGUGUCUCCAUACCCUGCCGUGUCCGCUUCUAUCAUCCAGAGAUCCAGGGUACCUUUAGGUAUGGCUCCUGGCUCCGGGAAGAGGCCAAAUCCCAGGGUGCUCUGGUGACCGCAAACCGCUUUCGUGAGGACGACUGGAAACGCCCCUUCAGAUUCCGCCAGACUGACACCUGCUCCCUGAACAUCACGGAUGCCCAGAAAUCGGACACAGGGUCCUACUUCUUCACCUCUGAGCCAUAUGUUAAGUCAUAUAGUCACUCAUAUGAUAGCUCAGAGAAUCAGUUCUCCUUGAAAGUGGUAGCUCUGACACGGACCCCUGUCAUCCUUAUCCCGGAGACCCUAAAACCUGGCCACAGCCAGAACAUAACUUGUGAAGCUCCCUGGGCCUGUGAGAUGGGGACGCCCCCCACUUUCUCCUGGAGUGGGGAUGCCGUCUCCUCUCUGGACCCCAAGAGUCUCCAUUCUCCAUGGCUCAUUCUUAACCCUGGGAAGGUCAUCCAUGGGGCCAACCUGACCUGCCGAGUGACCCUGCCUGGAGCAGGAGUGAGCACAGAGACAACUGUCCGACUCAGCAUGUCCUGCUCCGAAGUUCUGGCUACAGGUCCCGAUGUCUGGGUUCAGGAGGGUCAGUCCGUGCACCUAGUCUGUGCCGCUGACAGCAACCCCCCUGCUACGCUGAGCUGGAGCUCGAAGGAACAUAGCAUUAAAUCACGGUUUUCUGAUGAUGGGGUCCUGCGGCUGCCUCGGGUGGGCCUGUAUGACCAGGGGAAAUACACCUGCACAGCGCGGAACGAACUGGGCAGGGAGAGAGCUUUGGUGCGCCUCUUCGUGAAGUCCUCCCCACAGUUGCUGGGCCCCUUCUGCACCUGGGAAGCCUGGGGUGUGAACUGCACUUGCGCUGUCCGUGGAUUCUCCAACCCCUCCCUGCACUGGCGACUAGGGCAGCGGCUGCUGGAACAGAACGGCAGCGAUGCCUCCUUCUCAGUCACCUCCAGUUCGGAUGGCUGGACCAACAGUUCCCUGAGUCUCCACGGGGAGCUCUCCUCAGACCUCAGACUCAGCUGCGAGGCAGGGAAUGGCUUCGAGGAACGGAGUGUGUUUUUCCUGUUGCUGGUUCCGCAAGGAACCCCAGGGUCCAGGGCAGGACAGGUCCUGGCAGCCCUCGGAGGAGCAGGUGUCACAGCCCUGCUGGUUGCCUGUCUGUGCCUCCUCUUCCAUGGGUGA
Messenger RNA from Ochotona princeps (American pika), 1332 nucleotides. Its product is annotated as sialic acid-binding Ig-like lectin 5. The transcript is spliced from 6 exons. The coding region runs from base 1 to 1332 and encodes 443 amino acids. Gene Ontology annotation, molecular function: sialic acid binding. Lineage: Eukaryota; Metazoa; Chordata; Mammalia; Lagomorpha; Ochotonidae. Gene Ontology annotation, cellular component: plasma membrane. Gene Ontology annotation, biological process: cell adhesion. The record is from RefSeq and is a predicted model, not a curated record.